AUGGGCGAGAACCAGGCCAACGCCGCCAACGUGGCGCAACAACCGACUCCCACGAUGCAAAUGUACAGAGAGGAGCAAGCUCGCCUGCGUCAGAUGCUGGAUAAGAGGGCAGUGAUUGCCAGGAAGCUCGCCACCAUCGAGGCCGACAUUGAGCAGAAAGAGACGGCGUACCUUGACAGCACACCGAACGGCAACAUCAUUGCUGGAUUCGACAACUACAUCAAGGGCUCCGGCGCGGCCGCGCAGCGGCGCAAGGCUGGUGCUACGGAGCAGAACCGCGUCUUCUCACGGAGUUCUGUGUCGUAUCGUCCUGGCAGUGAAGCCACGACACCUGGCUCGACUCCCGCUUCGCAUGCGCCGACUCCCUUGUCGACGUCCUUCAAGGACGGCGCUAGCUCGAACCACGCAACGCCAACGUCCGCGACGGCAUCGAAAUCCGGCAGCAAGAAGAAUAAGAAGCAGACCGAGGAGGACAGUGAUCACGAUUCCCAAGCGCCGAACAAGAAGCGCAUCAACUUUGGCGCUGGUCGCAAGUGA
Molecule: messenger RNA, 537 nt
Organism: Colletotrichum orchidophilum
Lineage: Eukaryota; Fungi; Ascomycota; Sordariomycetes; Glomerellales; Glomerellaceae
Product: histone acetyltransferase subunit NuA4
Exons: 2
Coding region: 1-537 (178 amino acids)
Cellular component (GO): NuA4 histone acetyltransferase complex
Source: RefSeq, a predicted model, not a curated record